GUGAUAGUUAGAAGAUUAGAUAGGAGCGAGUGUUGAAAAUAUACAAGAAAAAAGAUGAAUUGUGUAGUAUCUAAUGUUACAUGUAACGCAUUUUCUCCAUCGAAUUCUAAUGGUGAUACGAGUAGUAAUAAUAUUUUCUCCGUUCAUUCUAGCAACCCGUUGUCACCAAAUGUGAUGGUAAGAUUUCAUCAACAAUUGGAAGUUCCGGUAAAAAAUCAUCAUCAAAAUGAAUUGCCAAAGCUGAAGAGAAAAAGACCGGCAAAGAUAAAUGUUCCGAUUGUAAGAUCGUUGGAAAAUGUUGUAAUUACGCCUUUAGAUCGUCUUGAAGAGAUUGAAGUUGAAGGGGAUGGAUAUGGAGUUUAUAGUAAGAGAGGGACGUCUAGGGCUCAUUUAGAAGAUCGUUAUGCGACUAUUGUCAAUAAUGUUCAUAGCCUACCUAAGCAGGCAUUCUUUGGGGUAUUUGAUGGACAUGGAGGUGCAAAAGCUGCUGAAUUUGCAGCAAAAAGGUUGGGUGACAACAUAUUAGACCACGUAGGAAGAGAAACUUGGGCAAAAUCUGGAAAACUGAUCGAGGAGAAAAUAAGAGAUGGUUAUAUAGCAGCUGACGAAGAGUUUCUUAAUGGAAAAUCAAGUGGCGGUGCUUGUUGUGUUACUGCAUUGAUACAAGAAGGUAGCUUGAUGGUCUCAAAUGUUGGUGAUUGUCGUGCUGUUAUUAGUCGAGGUGGCCUUGCUGAGGCACUAACCACCGAUCAUAGCCCUUCAAGAGAAGACGAAAAAUCUAGGAUCGAGUCUAAGGGUGGUUAUGUGGAUUAUUACAAAGGGGUGUGGAGAAUUCAAGGUUCACUUGCAGUUUCAAGAGCAAUAGGAGACCAUCAUCUCAAACAAUGGGUUACAGCAGAACCUGAAACAAAAACUCUAACCAUUAAACCCGAUUUCGAGUUUCUAAUUUUAGCUUCUGACGGUCUAUGGAACAAGGUUAGUAAUCAAGAAGCAGUAGAUAUAGUUCUGCCAUUUUUUACAGCAGGAAGAAGUAACAAGGUAGAGUUAAAGCAUGCUUGUAGAAAACUUGCGGAAUUGUCCAUUAGUCGGGGAUCAAACGAUGAUACGAGUGUAAUGGUGAUUCAACUAGGCCGAUUUGCUCAAUAAUUUAAUUAGCUGAUUAUACAAUGUUUUUAACUUUUAAGGAUUCGGUUGUAUAUAAGAUAAAUACAUUUCAUUAAUUCAUUUGAUUAUUAUUAGCUAGUGAACUACUAGGUGUGGGAUUGUAAAUAUAGUGUAAUUAUUGAUUCUUCAAUCCAUAUUGUCUACAUUGAAA
This is a messenger RNA of Beta vulgaris subsp. vulgaris (sugar beet), 1315 nucleotides long. Its product is annotated as probable protein phosphatase 2C 2. Gene Ontology annotation, biological process: protein dephosphorylation. Gene Ontology annotation, molecular function: protein serine/threonine phosphatase activity; cation binding. The transcript has 4 exons. The record is from RefSeq and is a predicted model, not a curated record. The coding region runs from base 55 to 1146 and encodes 363 amino acids. Lineage: Eukaryota; Viridiplantae; Streptophyta; Magnoliopsida; Caryophyllales; Amaranthaceae.